AUGGAUGAAACCGGAAAAUCCUUGGAAUGUCCAUUCACCUGGGGCUUGAAUGAAAAACUAGUUUCGGAAUUGAGUCGAGAGAUGUUUGUCAAUUCUCAAGACCAGCCGGUUAAAGCGGUCAUCUAUCCGGUAACCCUUGUUUUUGUGUACGUUCUGAAAAACGACUUGGCGAGCGCUUACGAAAAGAUGCACGAAGCUGUCGAACACUUGAAGGCUAUUGAUCAAGAACUGUUGGGUAAAAAUAAGAUCUCGGCAUUGGUUUUGGUACACAUUGUCAGGGCAACCAAAUACUACUACUUCAAAGCAAGAGGGAACCCAAGUGAAGCUCAAAAAGCUUUGAUUAGUGUACCUGAACUUGAAUUGACUCAGCUGCGGGAGAAAAUUAAUGUGGGCACUCUCAAUGGCUGCAAGGGUCUGUCUUGGUCAGUCUUCUACAAUGCCGCACCGGACGAAUUUGCUGUGUCUUACUUUAGACGUGCCAUACUCAAUAGUCCGGAUUGUCCACUGUGGCAUUUUUUGCUGGCUAGAAAGCUGCGAGCGGUACGCAAAGAUAAGCUUUCUUUUCGGCCAACUGUGGAGGAAACAAACAAUUUCUUAAAAGCAUACGAGUUGUCCGAGAAAAGUCAGUACAUCGGUGCGUUUGUUGCUCAGAUGUAUUGCGAAAAAAGAAACUUGAACAAAGCCAAGGAACUGUGCUUGGAGAUAUUCAAGAGCAAUCCAAAUAGUGUCGGCAUUAAAUUAAGACUUUCUUUGACUUUCAUUAAAAUUAGAGAUUUUGAACAUGCCAAGGAGUGUUUGGAUUUUGUUCAAAACGAAUGUUCGAACAAUACUAUGUAUCUUCAUUACAAAGCUAUAUAUUUUGAGAAACAAAAUAACUACAAGAUGGCUACUUUAUACUAUCAGAAAUCAGCUGAAACUGGAAAUUACAAAUGUUAUGGAUAA
Molecule: messenger RNA, 942 nt
Organism: Copidosoma floridanum
Lineage: Eukaryota; Metazoa; Arthropoda; Insecta; Hymenoptera; Encyrtidae
Molecular function (GO): protein binding
Source: RefSeq, a predicted model, not a curated record